AUGUCACAGCUCUGGACCAAACCAACAUCCCCCAUCACGGAGACUGGACCCCCGAGUCCACCGCGGGCAGAGUCCCCCAAGGACUCGGGGCGACAAAAGAACCCAGGCCGGCGUAUCGCACAGAUCGUCAAGUUAAAGCCGGAGCACGUCGCCGAGUACAAGAAGUGCCAUGCGAAGGUAUGGCCGGAGGUAUUACAGCAAAUCAAGGCCUGUAACAUAGCCGAUUACAGUAUCUUCUGGGACGAUGCCAGCGGCAUCCUCUUCGCAACUUUCAAGUAUGUCGGAUACGACUAUGCGGGCGAUAUGGAGCGCAUGAAAGAGAACCCCAAGGUGCGAGAAUGGUGGGCCAUGACGGACGCCUACCAGGAGAGCUUGGUGCCAGGCGCGAAAAGCAGCGAAUCCGGGGAACCGAGCUGGUGGAAGGGCCUGGAAGAGGUGUUCUACUUGCCAUGA
Messenger RNA from Neoarthrinium moseri, 453 nucleotides. RefSeq lists its product as uncharacterized. The transcript has 3 exons. Bases 1 to 453 code for a protein of 150 amino acids. NCBI's taxonomy places the organism in Eukaryota, Fungi, Ascomycota, Sordariomycetes, Amphisphaeriales, Apiosporaceae. The record is from RefSeq and is a predicted model, not a curated record. Gene Ontology annotation, molecular function: racemase and epimerase activity, acting on carbohydrates and derivatives.